Messenger RNA from Meriones unguiculatus (Mongolian gerbil), 4647 nucleotides. RefSeq names its product cyclin and CBS domain divalent metal cation transport mediator 4 (gene Cnnm4). The coding region runs from base 81 to 2402 and encodes 773 amino acids. Gene Ontology annotation, biological process: magnesium ion transport; magnesium ion homeostasis. Gene Ontology annotation, cellular component: plasma membrane. Lineage: Eukaryota; Metazoa; Chordata; Mammalia; Rodentia; Muridae. Gene Ontology annotation, molecular function: sodium ion transmembrane transporter activity; magnesium ion transmembrane transporter activity. The record is from RefSeq and is a predicted model, not a curated record. The transcript has 7 exons.
GCGGAGCGGCAGGAGGGCAGGAGCGGUGGCGCCGAGCGAGGCGCGCGGCGGGGCGCGGGCAGCGGCGGGGCCGGAGCAACAUGGCGCCGGGGGGCGGGGGCGGGCGGCGGGACGGCUGGCCGGCCCGAGGGCGCCUCCUCCUGGCCGCGCUGCUGCUGCUGCUGUGGACGCGGGCGGCCAGCGGCCAGAGCAGCCCCCAGCAGAGCGUGAUCCUGGGCAUGAGGCUGGCGAGCUGCAACAAGUCGUGCGGGAUGAACCCGGAUGGCAUCAUCUUCGUGUCCGAGGGCAGCACGGUGAACCUGAGGCUCUACGGCCACAGCCUGGGCGAGGUCUCCAGCAACCUGAUCUCCUUCACCGAGGUGGACAACACCGAGACGGUCCACAACUCCACCAACUGCCUGGAGCUCACCAAGGACCUAGUGGUCCAGCGGCUGGUCAACGUGAGCCGCGGGAACACGUCGGGGAUGCUAGUGGUGCUCACCAAGUUCCUGCGGAGGACCGAGAACAUGAAGCUGUAUGCGCUGUGCACCCGGACCCGGGUCGGCGGGCCCUGGCUCAGAUGGACGGACAAGGACUCCCUGCUGUUCAUGGUGGAGGAGAGCGAGCGGUUUCUGCCGCUCUGGCUGCACAUCCUUCUCGUGUUGGUGCUGUUGGUGCUGUCGGGCAUAUUUUCUGGCCUCAACCUGGGGCUCAUGGCCCUGGACCCGAUGGAGCUGCGCAUCGUGCAGAACUGUGGUACUCAGAAGGAGAAAAGGUACGCCCGCAAGAUAGAGCCCAUCCGGCGCAAGGGCAACUACCUGCUCUGCUCGCUUCUCCUGGGGAAUGUGCUGGUCAACACCUCCCUCACCAUCCUUCUGGACAACCUCAUCGGGUCUGGCAUCAUGGCAGUGGCCUCCUCCACCAUUGGCAUUGUCAUCUUCGGGGAGAUCUUACCUCAAGCCCUGUGCUCCCGACACGGGCUGGCUGUGGGUGCCAACACUAUUGUCCUCACCAAAUUCUUUAUGCUGCUCACCUUCCCUCUGAGUUACCCCAUUAGCAAACUCCUGGACUUUGCCUUGGGUCAGGAGAUUCGUACUGUUUACAACCGGGAGAAGCUGAUGGAGAUGUUGAAGGUGACAGAGCCCUAUAACGACCUGGUGAAGGAGGAGUUAAAUAUGAUCCAGGGUGCCCUGGAGCUAAGGACCAAAACUGUGGAGGAUAUCAUGACCCAGCUGCACGACUGCUUCAUGAUCCGUAGUGAUGCCAUUUUGGACUUCAACACCAUGUCAGAGAUAAUGGAGAGUGGCUAUACCCGCAUUCCCGUGUUUGAAGACGAGCAGUCCAAUAUCGUAGACAUCCUUUAUGUCAAAGACUUGGCUUUCGUGGACCCCGAUGACUGCACCCCGCUCAAGACCAUCACUCGCUUCUACAACCACCCGGUACAUUUUGUUUUCCAUGACACCAAGCUGGAUGCCAUGCUGGAGGAAUUCAAGAAGGGGAAGUCCCACCUGGCCAUUGUGCAGAAGGUGAACAAUGAGGGUGAGGGUGACCCCUUCUACGAGGUACUGGGCCUGGUCACCCUGGAGGACGUCAUCGAGGAGAUCAUCAAGUCUGAGAUCUUGGACGAGUCGGACAUGUACACUGACAAUCGAACCCGGAAACGGGUAUCUAUGAAGAACAAGCGUGACUUCUCUGCCUUCAAGGACACUGACAAUGAACUCAAAGUGAAGAUCUCACCUCAGCUGCUUCUGGCUGCUCAUCGCUUCCUGGCCACAGAGGUGUCCCAGUUUAGCCCCCCUCUGAUAUCAGAGAAGAUCCUGCUUCGGCUGCUCAAAUACCCAGAUGUCAUCCAGGAGCUCAAGUUUGAUGAGCACAACAAGUACCAUGUCCACCAUUACCUGUACAACCGGAACAAGCCGGCAGACUACUUCGUCCUCAUCCUGCAGGGGAAGGUGGAAGUCGAAGCAGGAAAGGAGAACAUGAAAUUUGAGACGGGUGCCUUCUCGUACUAUGGGACCAUGGCUCUGACCUCGGUAUCCUCCGAGCGGUCCCCAGCCCACCCGACGCCGCUCAGCCGGUCGGCCUCCCUCAGUUACCCAGACCGCAACACAGAAACGGUACCCUCCUCAUCCCUGGGAGGCAGCAGCCAGUUUGGCAGCUGCAUCAUGGGCCAGUAUGUCUGUGACUUCAGCGUCCGGGCACUCACAGACCUGCAGUACAUUAAGAUCACAAGACAGCAGUACCAGAAUGGGCUGCUGGCCUCCCGCAUGGACAACAGCCCUCAGCUCACCUUGGACGGCUGUGCCACUUGCUCAGAGAACUUUACGGAGAAGUCUGAGCUGCCUGUGGUGGACGAGACCACGACUCUCCUCAAUGAACGCAACUCCUUGCUGCACAGAGCCUCGCAGGAGGGUGCCAUCUGACAGGAGGGCCCGGGGACUCCCGCCCACCCUGCGGGGGUCUCCCCAGUGGGCCCACAUGAAGUCAGGGAGCCUGAUAGGCUAGAAGGGGUGCAGGUAGAUGUCCUGCAUGACUGAGCGACCAGACACCCCUGCUGAGGGGACCUGGCUGCAGAUGGGGACCUCGCUCUGACAUGAUGCCUGCCCAGCCCAGCUAGUAAGCAAAGGCUGGGCUUUUUUUUUUUUUUUUUUUUUUUUUUAACACUGAGAGAAUUUUUAAGCUAGGCUCAUUGCUCCUCUUUUUAAAUAUCAUUUGGGAAGGGAAGACAGGGUUAAGGAACUUUACGUAAAAAAAAAAAAAAAAAAAAAAAAUUCUUUUAAAGAAACUCCACAAACUUUAAAAGAGGAGGAGGGGCCCUCCCCCCAGGAAGCAAUAGCCAUAACGAAGACCUUGCAGCCUGUGUCUGUCACUCUCGGAGCCAUUCCUGUGCAGCAGUGGAGGCCUGAAGCCCACAGGAGGGGACUCCUGGGAGGAAGAGGUUCUACCUGGGAUGCAGUGAUCCAGAUGAUAAUGACAUCAACUGCUUGGACACACGCACUGAGGUGCCAAGUAACUGAUCAGGGACACAGUGGCCCUGCUGACAUCACAGAGGAACACAUCUGCUCUUGUCAACUACCGGAUCCGGUGAUCUUCUCCGACUCUGCCCACAGGCUCUCCUGGUGAGUCAGGACUCUGAUGAGGCCCAUGCCCUGCCUCCCAUCAACCCCUCUGGACAAUUUUCUCCUGUAAGGGUCUGGCUCUAAGAGUUAGGCAUGGUCUUUGGGUCUACAUUGGCUUAUCUGCUUCCUAGCCAUGCCCUCAGUUUUACCAAAGGCUUCCUCAAAGGGGAGGGCACCUCCUUUGGAGGUGACUUGUUGGGCACUCCUUUUGUUUCCAAGCUAAAUCUGGCCACGGAUCUGUGUGUAGUUCUACUGCCCACCCAUACCUGCAAGAAGAGGCAGGCGCAGCUCAGGAAGACUCUUCCCUGGCUCCCAUUCUUAUCUCUGUACCCGUCACUCUUGGGACUAGGCACAGGACUUGUUGGGAGCCACCCAGGCUGGUUCUUUAUGCCCUUGCCUGUGUAGCUGGCCGAGGCUUGCCUGACCUUAUUUCACACUUAAGAGGGCCCAGGAAAGUGGGAUUCCACCUGUUGGCAUGCAGUGGAUAGCCCUGUUCCCUCCACUGGAGGCUUACGCUAGUGAAAGGGCAAUGAUGAGCUUGGGCUGAACUGUUGGUGCUGCUGAGUGACACACACCCUGUGAAGCCCUACCCCAGCACCACUCUGGGAGACCCGAGUGGAGUCAGGCCGUGGGACAGAGCGGGGCAGACUGUAGGACCAAGGGUCACAUCUGCUCUUUUGUUGGAAAGAGUAGGAGCUGGGGUAGAAGAUCCAGGCAAGCGCGGCCACAGGCCUUGUAUGUAAUGUUUAUUCACUCCUUUCCUCAGCUCGUGGAGGCCUGUCACUCUAGGUACUCUGUCUCUACGUACCCAGAGAUCCCUAACUCCUAGGACCAGGGUGUCCUAUACCCCAGCUAGUCUGAGGUCUCUUCCGCUCGCAGAAGGUAGUUUCAGCUAUAAGGGAAAAAGACACCAUACCUCUAGUCCUUAAAAACCCUUAGUCUUGUGUAGGUACAGCGUGCUCCUGAGUCCCUAGGAGGUACGCAGCUGUGUUCCUGAGAGACCAGAUGCCGGGCACGCAACACCACGUGGUGGGUGUGAGGCAGAAGUAGCAGGUGUACACGCCUCCUCAGCUACCUCUCUGCAUGCAGUCACCACCACCGACAGGCAGUCCACCCUUCCCCGCAACUCCCCUCCUCAUUUAGAAUCACUCCUUACAGAGGGUCAUAAUUAUCUUCAAACAUUACUGGUCUGAUGACUUUCUCCUCCCAGUGCAAUGUUUCACUUCCUCUUCCAACCUCUGGUUCCUGGGCUGAGCCUGACCCUGGAACUGGCCCAGUCUGCGUGUCUUCCCGGGAAGGGAGACUUCGCAGACGGCAUCCAAGUGGGUAGGCAAGUCACAGCCACCGUAGCAAGUGACUCCUAUUUAUUUUGCAUUAAGAUUUUAAUUUGUAUAUUUUUGUGAUUUAUUUUGGCAUUGUUAUGAGUUUGACUCUCGGGGAGUUUUGUUGUUAUGACUCUUGUGUCUUUUGUCACAAAACAAUGAUAAUAUUUGCUAAACAAUAUAUGGAAUUUAUUUUUGAUUGGUAAUAAAAAAUGAAAUGCAUAUAA